AUGACUUUAAAUGACACCAUAGACUGGCAGCCAGGUGAUAAAAUAGUAGUUGGCUCUACUUCAUUUGAAGCUCACCAAGCUGAAGUUUUCCAUUUAAGAGACGUGUAUGGCUACUUAAUUCGAAUUUGGGGGAAACUUAAUUACCGACAUACUGGCACUACCUACAACAUAGAGGAUGCUUGGAGAAUCCCACUGGCAGCUGAAGUUGGCCUGUUGUCUCGGAAUGUUCACAUUGAAGCUGAUAUACCCUGUACUGGAAGGAUAUUGGUGGGACAGUAUAAAAACGAUCAGAAUAAAGAACAUAUUGGAACUUUGGAGAUUUCAAACGUUGAAAUUUCAAACUUUGGAUCCUCUUUACAUUCAGCAAUAACGUUUAGAAAUACCUCACACCACUCGUCAAUUGUAUCUUCAAGCAUUCAUCAGAAUUGUGGAGGUGGGAUCCAUGCUUCUAACAGCUCAAAUAUUUUACUACACUCUAAUGUGAUCGUUAACCUCACUGGCCAUGGAAUCCACGUUAUUGGAGAUAACUUUACCGUGACCAAUAACCUGCUUGUUCUAAUAAAGCAACCCGAUACCCAGUCAGAAUGGGUUAAAGGCAUUAAGAUGCAUUACCUUAGUCAAGCUUCUUUGUCUAUGAAUGCAGUAGCGGGAUCAGAAAGAAUUGCUUAUCACGUGCAAGGUGAAAGCUGUUAUUCAGAUGAAAUCUCUUUCUCGGCCAAUGUGGCCCAUUCAAGUCUUCAUGGUCUUCAUAUCUACUGGGAUGAUGGCUUUAAGAACUGUACAAAGAUAACUGGAUUCACUUGUUAUAAGAACUAUGAUUAUGGUUUAGUUUUCUUCCUUGAGGGCAGUGUAAGGAUUGAGAAUGUUGCUCUUGUGGACAAUGGCAUUGGUCUUUUUCCAGUGGUCUCCCAAGGAUCUGUGGAGUCGUAUAAGUACCCAAAACACGAUGUAACUCUUCAAAAAUCAGUAAUAAGUGCAUCUAGUCCCAGUUUUGAUUGCAUCAGAGACAGGAUCAAACCUUUUUCUGCUCUUGUCACAAUGAGAGACCGGGCACCGUUUUCACCUUUCGGAGGUCGCAUUGGCAUCCUUUGGCCAACAUUUACUGAAAGGCCACGGCGAUGGCCAAAUUACGCAUGGCACAUGCUAGGAAGUGAUGGAGCUGUCCCAGGCAUCAUGAAGCUGCAAGAUGUUACAUUCUCUGGGUUUAAGAGAAGCUGCUACAGCAAUGACGUUGACACGUGUAUAAUGUCGAAUCCAGAAAGUCCAGCCAUAAUGACCCCAGUGACUGGAAAAAGGAUAAAAGUGCUCCAUAUUUCACAGGAAAACAAGUUCUACUUCCAUCAGAUGCCGAGGACUCCGGAAUGUCCAGCAUCGAUGGAAUGCUCAGGGACUCAGAUGGCCUUAUUCAAGGAUCUGGAUGGAACGUUCACAGGCCUGUCCCCUCCGAUUUCUGUCUUUCCCAAGUCUGAACUCGGUAUCCUGCAACCUUGUUUCAACUUUGGGCAGAAUCAGUGGGCACUCCCACCAGAUGUGGAGAAGAGUGCCUUUUGCCUUCUGGCACCUCCAACAUGUCGGAGGGUUUUGAGGAUUCCACUUGUGGAGUUUGUCCGGGGUGUUGUACCAGUGUGUCAGCAGCUUGUAGCCUGUUUCCUGGACAAGUGUACUUAUGGAGCCUUUAUGAGCUAA
Rana temporaria (common frog) is the source of this 1686-nucleotide messenger RNA. Its product is annotated as fibrocystin-like. NCBI's taxonomy places the organism in Eukaryota, Metazoa, Chordata, Amphibia, Anura, Ranidae. Bases 1 to 1686 code for a protein of 561 amino acids. The record is from RefSeq and is a predicted model, not a curated record. The transcript has 6 exons.